Molecule: messenger RNA, 882 nt
Organism: Vespula pensylvanica (western yellowjacket)
Lineage: Eukaryota; Metazoa; Arthropoda; Insecta; Hymenoptera; Vespidae
Exons: 7
Coding region: 293-790 (165 amino acids)
Source: RefSeq, a predicted model, not a curated record
UUUAAUUCGUCGACGUUCGAGUAUAAGUUCAAUAAUUUGUAGCUUACGCGUUUAACCUGUUGUUGAGUAUUUGAUCGAUCGUAAAGAGUUUGAGUGAGAUAGAAGAAUUUGAAGCAGGAGGGGGGAGGAGGAAGGAUGGUCAGGUUGGUAUGCUUACCCUGUCAAAUAUUACGUUGGACCUGUCUAUCCCUCUUUUUCGCACGGUCUACCGAUUCGAAAUUAAUCUGCUGCCAAACAUCGCCGACGAUAAAUUAUCGAGUUUAUACUUCUCGACACGCAAAAGCGAACCAACAUGGACGUUAUGAGGCUGCGCAAGUAUUAUCGUUACAAUGCUUUUGGAUUCGAUAAGAUGUUGUACGGAUUACUUAUCGCCGAAAACGACUUGAGAACGUUUCUAAAUCUCGGUCUUUACUCCGGUCCAAUCACAAUUUUUAUUUUCAUACUUCUCGUCAUCCUAAUUUCCUGUUCGUUUACGAGCUCGUCUGUAUUGACCGCGAACGAAAGAGUCCUCGGGGAAUCUCGAAACGAUAUCGAGAAGCGGAUACCACGUAAAGAGAGUGUUAUUGACCUUCGACCUGCCUACAAGUGUAUUUACAAACAUUUGCAACAAACGGAGGUGUUUCAAAGAAAAACAAAGAAAUUAUUACGUAAGGAGUUGCUAGAGGUGGAGAUAAUGAACAGCAAAAUAACGUGCCUUGAGAAAUUAUUAAGACCUGAAGAACAAUGCGACUGGCGUCAAAGCAGGUCACCCAGGGUUUACCAUCGUGCGAUCGGUGUUACGUCGAAAUAAUAUUGCAACGAUUGAAAAUAAAAAAAAAAUGUAAUGAAAAAAAGAAAAAUAGGAAAUAGCAUCGUCCCACUGGUCGCUUUUAAACAAUGAAA